Molecule: messenger RNA, 1347 nt
Organism: Theileria equi strain WA
Lineage: Eukaryota; Apicomplexa; Aconoidasida; Piroplasmida; Theileriidae
Exons: 1
Coding region: 1-1347 (448 amino acids)
Source: RefSeq, a predicted model, not a curated record
AUGACAGCACUAUUUCCUCCACAAGUAGCCAUUCAGCUUUCGCAAAACCAAAAGGUGAAUAGGGAUGGUACUGUUACUUACGGUGAACCUUCUACCGGAACUGGUAAAAUAGUUACCAUUUCUGUCAAAAAGUCUUUCUAUCCUCCUGACCAAGGAUCUACUGCGAACUUAUGCAGGUAUACACAUACUCUAUAUCCUGGAGGAACAAAAGUAUUUAAACUUGCACAAGUACUAGAUGAUGAUAAUAAACCUAUCAGUCUGAUUACUGGAGGAACUCCCAAUGUUACCUCAGUUUCCGCCUAUUACUGGAAGGAUAAACCUGGUGAGACUCUCUUGAUAGAAGUGGUCACUAUCGACUAUCUAGGAAUUAUUACCUAUUAUUCCAAGAGUAGUGAUAGGGAAAGUUGGACUAAAAUUUAUGAAACUCGAUCUCCACUCACACCUGAGGAACUUGAAACUAAACUGGAUGACCUAGUUUGUCAGCAUUACGAAUCAGUUACUUUAGAUUUAUCCUCUAAGAAUUCUAAGAAUCUUACUGAUGGCAUCUCUAACUAUGAUAAUGAUAGUAACAACAACACAUAUUGUUGUGCUUACCAUAACGGUCAAGGAAAGAUCACUGUUAACAAGGGAUCAGUUUCUUGUACAGAACAUUUUAACGACCCAAGUCCAACACACCCUAGUUCUGCUCCAUUUUUCAAACAUGAUAUUACUUCUGGUCGUACUUCAAAAGUUGCAGCUAUCAAGUAUUAUCCAAAUAGUUCUGGUCCAAGAAGGAGAAUAAAUAUUCCUGACCUUGCAGAUUUCCAAAAGGGCUCACUCACUCUCUAUGUUUUCCACUGUACAGGGGAAGCCCCAAUCCUCAUAUAUGUUAAAGGUGGACCUCAGGAAGUUGAUAAGAAGUGGUUUAAAAAACCUAAUAGUAGUAAUGGUAAAUAUGAAGACUGGACAAAAGUAGAAAGUCUCAGCAUAAGACCGGACGAGUUAAAUGGGAAUAUACAAUGUGAUCAGUAUAAAGAACUUGUUAAGGAGCUCGAAUGUAAGAACCAUAAAGACUGUCCCUCAUCGCAACACACUUCUACUGCUCCUGAAUCUGAUCCUCCUACUUCUCCUAUUUCUCCUGCUGCUCUUUCUGAAGGAACCCCUGAUGAAGCUCAAGCUGCUACUGAAACUGAUGCUAGUGCUAGUGAUGUUAGUGAAGCUAAGCCUGUUAUUACUACCGCUACUACUGGUGGUGUCUUCGCUGGAUAUAUCGUCUUCGGUGUUUUUGGUGGAUCAGGCGCAGCUGGUCUUGCGGGAUGGAAGCUUUAUAAGAACUUUAAAGGAGACCCUUGGGUUAGACAAAUAUGA